Molecule: messenger RNA, 3124 nt
Organism: Spea bombifrons (plains spadefoot toad)
Lineage: Eukaryota; Metazoa; Chordata; Amphibia; Anura; Pelobatidae
Gene: CDH22
Product: cadherin 22
Exons: 11
Coding region: 71-2419 (782 amino acids)
Biological process (GO): multicellular organism development; calcium-dependent cell-cell adhesion; homophilic cell-cell adhesion
Cellular component (GO): catenin complex; plasma membrane; adherens junction
Molecular function (GO): calcium ion binding; cadherin binding
Source: RefSeq, a predicted model, not a curated record
UAAUUAUCGUCCCUGGUGCACUGCUCCCUCCUGCGUGAUGUGAGGCCUUAGGGAAUCCCGUGGACUUGGGAUGGCAGCACAAGGCUUUGCAUGGACUGUAGUGCUGAUUUUCUGCAGCCCGAAACUCUUGGGAAUGGUUUCCAUGGAGACUGGAUUGUCGUUGGAGGUGUCUGGCCGGGUGAAGCGUGGCUGGGUGUGGAAUCAGUUCUUUGUGGUAGAAGAAUAUACAGGAACAGAGCCACUCUACGUGGGGAAGAUUCACUCAGACUCGGAUGAAGGCGACGGUUCCAUUAAGUACACUAUUUCAGGGGAGGGGGCAGGCUCCAUCUUUAUCAUAGAUGAAUUUACAGGUGACAUACAUGCCACAGAACGCUUGGACAGAGAGCAUAAGACAUUCUACACUCUGCGUGCACAGGCUCGAGACCGUCACACAGACAGACUGCUGGAACCUGAGUCUGAAUUCAUAAUCAAAGUGCAAGACAUCAAUGACAGUGAACCACGAUUUCUGCAGGCGCCAUACAUUGGGAGUGUCCCUGAGCUGUCACCUGUAGGCACAUCUGUCAUGGUGGUGUCAGCGUGGGAUGCCGAUGACCCAGCUUAUGGAAGCAGUGCAAGAGUUGUAUAUAGCGUCGUAGAGGGAGAAAAACACUUUACUGUGGACAGCAAAACAGGUGUUAUCCGUACAGCGGUGUCAGAUCUUGACCGUGAGUCUGAGGAUCGCUACGACCUUGUAAUCCAAGCCACAGACAUGGCAGGGCAGUUGGGAGGCCUGUCUGGUUCCACCACGGUUACAAUUGUGAUUACAGAUGUUAACGACAACCCGCCUAGAUUCCCUCAAAAACUGUACCAAUUUAGUGUUUUGGAGUCAGCGCCUCCAGGCUCUAUAAUUGGAAGGGUGAAAGCAGAAGAUGCAGAUGUUGGUGAGAACACAGACAUGUUCUAUCAGAUUCAGCAGCAAGAUUCGAAAGCCAUAUUCAGCGUAACCACAGAUGUCGUCACACAGGAGGCUGUGCUAAGUAUACUACAGUCCCUAGAUUUUGAGACACAGAAGGAGCAUUCGCUGGUGCUAGAAGCUCAAAAUCGCUUUGUGGACCCUCGCUUCACUGACCUGGGCACUUUCCGGGAUCAGGCUAUUGUAAAGGUGUCUGUCCUGGAUGUUGAUGAACCCCCCAGAUUUGAGCCUCUGGAUGGGGUGAUAGAAGUGUCAGAAGAUGCCCACAUUGGGUCUGUAAUUGGCGCGGUUACAGCUGUUGACCCCGAUAAAGCCAAUAACCCUAUAAGAUAUUCAUUGAAUGGAAGCUUAGAUGAAGACAUUUUUGAUAUUGACAAUGAAUCUGGUGAAAUUAGGAUCGCAAAAGCACUGGACCGGGAGACCUCGGGGUGGCACAAUCUGACGGUGCAGGCAAGGGAAGCAGGUGAUCCGCUAAAAAUGACAGUUCUGCCUUUACGGAUUAGGAUACUGGAUGUGAAUGAUAAUCCCCCUGAACUUGCUACACCUCAUGAAUCUUCAGUGUGUGAGGAUGCUCUACCUGGGCAGCUGAUUCAGACUAUCAGCGUGGUGGAUCGAGAUGAGCCAAUGGGGGGACAUCGAUUCUACUUCCGGCUCGCACCCGAGUCCAGCGCGGAACAUCACUUCACUCUGCUCAAUGUCAAGGAUAAUACUGCUUCGGUGCAUACACAUCGGAUGCCAUUUGACAGACGGGAGCAGGAUAUGUUUUUAAUUCCAAUUCUUGUGGUGGAUGGUGGGACGCCAGCAUUGAGCAGCACAGGAACUCUUACUAUCCGAGUGUGUGGUUGUGACAGUUCUGGGACUGUUCAGUCUUGUAACACUACUGCCUAUGUGAUGGCUGGGAGCCUCAGUCCUGGCGCACUUAUUGCCCUGUUGGUGUGUGUUCUGAUCCUGGUGGUGCUUAUCCUGCUUAUCUUGGCUCUGAAACGGCACCAUCAGGGCCACUUGACAUCAGAUGAGGAUGAAGACAUGAGGGAUAAUGUCAUCAAGUACAAUGAUGAAGGAGGUGGAGAGCAGGACACUGAGGCCUAUGACAUGUCUGCCUUGCGCAGCUUGUAUAACUUUAGUGAAGGGAGUGAGGCUGGAGGAGAAAGCACGCUUGCUUCUCAGCGUCAUUCGCUGCCCCAGUGGCUCCCUGGAGCCGAUCUGGACUUUUCACUCUUCAGGGAUUAUAUCAGUCGGAAGGUGAGGCUCGCAGAUCAGGACUCUACUGUGCCUCCAUAUGACUCCUUCCAGACUUAUGUCUUUGAGGGAUCGGGCUCCAGUGCGGCCUCCCUGAGUUCAAUAAGCAGCUGGUCUACAGGCUCAGAACAAGACUUCUCACAGCUGGGCUCCUGGGGCCCCAGAUUCCGCCAAUUGGCUGCUCUAUACGCUGGACAUAGGGGACAAGAAGAAAGCCAGGGGUCCUAGCCCCUCCAGUGUCCCCCUUUAACAAGCUACCAGGACAAGAUCUUAUGCUUUCAAGAAAGGGGCAGAACUGCUCCAUAUUUAUUACUUACCAAUAUGUAAUUCCUACAACAUGUUCCACUUUUCAUACGUAAUGUCUUUGAUACACAACGUGUUCUGUCAUUACUUAUCUCGUAACAUUACUACAGAUCUUUCCUAUACACCAAUCAUAUACCUCUCAUUUCUUAUACUGUAAAAUGUAAAGCGCCGAGUGCAUCUGUUUACGCAAAAAAAAAAAUAUACAUACAUAUGUUCCAUUUACUAAUAAAUCUGUCAAUCAUCGUUUCAUUUUUACCUCCAAUAAGUCACAACGCUCUUGUUUACACAGUCCUCUCAUGCACACAUCUGUACAUUACACAUGGAACCAUGAUUAUACAAGUUCUACUCAUUCUAGAAGAGAAGUCCCAGCCUUCAGUCUAACAGGGUAGCCCCGUGGGAUUGGUGCUCAAUCCUUAUGAGGAGAAAUCUGCUGUAUUACCUGCCUCUGGCAGUGUAAAUAAUACCAACUUUUCAAAAUAUCAGCUUUUGGACCAGAGGACCAUCCCAUCAACAUUGUCUGUGCAAUGCAUUUUUAAAAGACCCACAAUGCACUGCAGCAGCUGCCGGCGACAAUGUCGUUAAUUCAUCGUGAUUCCUCAAAGGGCAGAAUAAAAGUUUCUUCUACUAAAA